UGCGCGGGCGGGGCGGCGGCGCGGGGUGCGCGGCUGUGCCCGGCCGUGCCCGCCCGGCCCCGCUGCGGACACUGCGGACACUCCGGACCCGCUCCGGACACUCCGGACCCGCUCCGGACACUCCGGGCCCGCCCAGCCCCUCCCGGGCAGGGAGCGGGGCCGCACAGACAAGAUGAUCGAUACCCCGGCGGGCGGCGGCGCUCGGGACCCGGCGCUGGAGCUGCCCGCGAUGCUGGAGCAGGAGCUGCGGGCUCAGCCCCGCGCCGCCGGGCUCCGGCUGCUCGAGGCUGCCCACGACAAUGGGCUGCGGAUGACCGCGCGGCUGCGGGACUUCGAGGUGAAAGAUCUCCUCAGCUUAACUCAGUUCUUUGGCUUCCACACGGAGACCUUCUCGCUAGCUGUGAAUUUCUUAGAUAGGUUUUUGUCGAAAAUGAAGGUACAGCCAAAACACUUGGGCUGUGUUGGACUCAGCUGCUUCUACUUGGCUGUGAAGGCAUCAGAAGAAGAGAGAAAUGUGCCCUUAGCCACUGACUUAAUUCGAAUAAGCCAAUAUAGGUUCACUGUUUCUGAUAUGAUGAGAAUGGAGAAAAUCAUAUUGGAGAAAUUGUGUUGGAAAAUCAAAGCUGUAACCACCUUCCAGUUUCUACAGCUCUAUCAUUCAUUCAUUCAUGAGAAUUUAAGCUGUGAAAGGAGAAAAUACCUUAAUUUUGAGAGACUUGAGACCCAGCUUAAGGCCUGUCACUGCAGAAUCAUGUUUUCUAAAGCCAAGCCUUCUGUCUUGGCACUGUCUAUUUUGGCACUAGAGAUAGAAGAACAAAAACUGCUGGAGUUGACAGAGGCAUUGGAAUUUCUACAGUUACAUUCCAAGAUAAGCAACAGAGAAUUGACCUUCUGGAAGGAGCUAGUGUUAAAGUGCCUUACAGAAUAUUCCUCAAGCAAGUGUUCCAAACCAAAUGUGCAGAAAUUAAAAUGGAUUGUGUCUGGACGUACAGCUCGGCAGCUUAAACAUAGCUACUACAGAAUAACACACCUUCCUACCAUUCCAGAGGCCACCUCAUAAUAGGAGUACAAUAAAAUGGGAAGACCAUCCUGUGACCUUGUCAACAGGCACACAAAUAUUUGAGAAACAGUCUGUACCCUGAUCUUAAUAAUGAAGAACUCAACUCAUGGAAAGAACAUGUAACAUUUCAGAGUAAAGAUCCUUCCAGCAAAUACCAGUUCUUUUCAUGAUGAAUUCAACAGUAUGUGGUGUCAGUUUUCAGUCUUACUUGGUAGACUGUUCACUAGUCAGUGAAAUAACAGAAUCCCAAUACAAGGAAUUUUAACACCUUAGAGUUUGUAGAGCAGCUUGUUUAAUCUAACCUUGGUUUACAGUAACUGCAGGUGCUGAAUUGGGUAUUAAUUUUUAAAACCUGGUUCACUUUCUGAGGAUUAUGCAAUACUAGGAAAAUCAGAUGUGCAGUAGUGCAGUGCUGCAGUGUGUUAAGAAAAGAAAGACUAAUCCAACUGGAUAACAACAGCAAAUGCCUGCCAGCUCACCUGGUGUGUUGUUUGGGCAGUACCUUGUGUCCACGUGUUCCUGCCAGGAUGGGCGCUGGCCUCCUACCACAGACACAUUAAACAUUAGCCUGUGAUACCCACUGGAAGUGUUGAGUAGGUAGAGCAGGAGAAAAGAGAAACUACUGUGUUCCUUUAGGAAAGACAGUCACUAGUCUCACUGCAGUAUUUUGUAAGAGCUGUAGUUUACUGAUGCCAAUCUCAUUGAGUGUAAAAACUUGGUGAAGUUUUUUUAUCAAUGAGUAAGGGAAAGAACUGGGUCACAUGUAACCCUUUCAUGCCCUAAAUCUGGCAUUAGUUUUCCUGUACUAGAGGUACAUGCUGAUUCUGAACAGGCACAUUGUUACAGGUACAGUAGGAGCAGGGCUAGUUCCCUCCUGUGGCCUUUGUGUAGGAGUAAUCCAGAUGAGAAACACUGAAGAUUGCUUCAACUCUAAUCUCUUAAAUGGUACGCUCCAUAAAACACAACUGUUUGUUCUGAAGACCAGGUCAAUAUUUGAGGUAUUUGUGCUUCUAGUGCUACCAAGGAAGUGAGUAAAAAGAAUGUAUUACUGUAUGUUAGAUAAAAAGAGGUUCUGGGAGAGUGUUGCUAAUGUCCUCUUGAAUUCUGCUGUGGGAACUUGAAUUCCCACUGUGGGACAGAGGCUGUUGGCAAUAGGCUGUUAAACUGGAUUGUAAUAUGGACUGAUGGAGUGGAGAAGGAGAGAUCAGAGUGUGGGAUGAGGUGUUGGCCAGCCAACCCUUGCCUGUAAUGCUACCAGCUGAGGUGGAAACCAUUCUUUCUAACUAGUUAAAGCUUUCACAGAAGAUACCAUACCAAAACUCUCUUGUGGACAAAUCAAGUCUUCUCAUGAGCUCGUGGGAAUGACUGCACUGCAAAAUGUGUAACUGGCUAUCACACCUGUCAGUGCUGCCUGGGCAUUGUGCUGACCUGUGCAGUUAUCCAAAGGUGUGGUCAGGCUACUGGGAGAGGAUGCAAUGUGCAAUUCUAAUUGUCCUGUCUCAAGAUAUGUACCUUUAAAUUAAACAUUGAAAUGAGCUUAA
This is a messenger RNA of Taeniopygia guttata (zebra finch), 2601 nucleotides long. RefSeq names its product cyclin G1 (gene CCNG1). The record is from RefSeq and is a predicted model, not a curated record. NCBI's taxonomy places the organism in Eukaryota, Metazoa, Chordata, Aves, Passeriformes, Estrildidae.